This is a messenger RNA of Pristis pectinata (smalltooth sawfish), 2837 nucleotides long. RefSeq names its product programmed cell death 7 (gene pdcd7). NCBI's taxonomy places the organism in Eukaryota, Metazoa, Chordata, Chondrichthyes, Rhinopristiformes, Pristidae. The transcript has 5 exons. Bases 34 to 2238 code for a protein of 734 amino acids. The record is from RefSeq and is a predicted model, not a curated record.
GGGCGGCGGGCGUGUCGGCCGUUCCGGGCGGCGAUGGAAUGGGCACCGCCAUUUUACCGUGGGCUACCCGAUCGGUGUAACGUCCCGCCGGCCGCGGCUUUCACCCCGCAGUGCCAAGGCCGCGACUCGUUUUAUAACCCUGCUGGUCGGAGCGAGGAGAAGGCCGGCGCCGCGUAUCCACUUACCCGAGGCCAGCAUGGGUUCCCCGGGCCGGAGAGGAACCGGGCCGGGGGCGACUGGAGGCCUGGUGCCCCCUCCUACCAAGGCGGCCGGGACCGAGGGCCCCCCGGAGGCCCGGCGGCGUCUCUGGGCAGAGUGGAGCGGCUAGAGGAGCAGCCCUGGGACCAGGGGCGUCAGGAGCAUCGGGACCAGUACCCGGCCCAGGGGGACAAGCCCCUGGAAUGCUCUCCCCGCCCAUGGGGGCGCGACCACCCCCCUUACCCUCACCAGGACUUCCCUCCUCGCCCGCAGGAGCAUCAUCAGGACCACCCGCCUCACGCAUCUGAACGUCCUCCCAACCCCUGGGAUCAGGGUCACCAAGGGCAGCUACCCCGCCCGCAGGACUACCCUCCCCACCUGCGGGCUCCUGAGCAGAAGGAGCCCCCGUCCCAUCAGCAGACAUAUCAAUGCAGAGACCAGCCCUGCGUCCCUGGGGCAUUUCUACGACAGGACCAUCCAGCGUAUCCGUAUCAAGAUUAUCCCCAGCAGGGACAGUCGUAUCAUCUUCCUCCACACCCCUACCAACAGAAACACCUGGAUUCUCAGCAACAGUAUCCCUUUCGGGCGCAUUCGCAUCCCGAGCAACACCCACCCUUCCCAGAGAGAAUUGGUCCACCUCCUAACAUUCAAAAUGUGACUUCUCAAGGUGAAAACACUUCGUGCCAGAACCAAACUAUACCUCAAAGUGGAGGUCUUAACUUAUCCACUGGAUAUGGACCCCAAAAUUCUCAAUUAAUGAAUCAGAGCCAUAAUAAUCAACAGAACUUCCCAAAUUUAUCAGUGGAUGUACCAUCUUGGAAAAAUGAACAUGGCAUACAGUACAAAAGUGAUGAAAUGGCAAUGCCUUGGCCCAGUAUUACUAAUUUCCCACAAGGUUUGAAAGAUAGCAGUAUGGUGCAGCAACAGAGAAAUGAAUCAAUGACCAAAUUCUUGUCACCAGAACUAUUCUCUCAUGACUUCAAAAACAGUGAAUCGACAAAUGAGCAAGAUGAAUUGUGGCUAAUGAGGUUUGUGUCAAAAUGUAAACUGCAGGCUUCAGAGAUUAAAAAAUCCAAACCUGUGCCAUUAGUUAGUGAAGUGAAAGAAUCUGUGCUAAGUGCUUGUAAACUUGUGGCUGAGCUUACUGCUUUAUGUCAGCAAUUAAGACAAAAUGUAGAAAAUGAAGAGAUUUGGACAGAAUCGUACCUAAAAGCAAUUGAGAUAAAAAAUGUUUUACAGGAAAAAUUAAAGACUCUGACAGAUAGUGAGUACCUCAGUUCUGUGAAAAAGAAACUGGAAGCAAUUAAAAAGAAAAGAAAAAAUAUUCAAAGGAAGAAGCAAGAGUGGUGCUUAGAAAAACAGGAGCAAAAGGCAAGGAUGGCAGAAAAGGAAGCAAAAAUUGACACAUGGAGAAUGAAGUGUGUCCGAGAAGUUGAAGAGAAGAAAAGGGAACGUGAACUAAAAGCUGCAGCAGACAGUGUCUUGUCAGAAGUGCGGAAAAAACAGGCGGAUGCAAAAAGAUUAGUGGAUGUCCUCCGGGCUCUGGAAAAAUUACGGAAACUAAGGAAGGAAGCCGCAGCUAGAAAAGGUGUUCAUCCUCCUCCUUCAGCUGAUGAAAACUUUGAGCAUCAUAUUGAAAGGCUUAGAAAAUUAAUUAAAAAACGCAGUGAUCUGUAUGAUGCAGAAGAAAGAGCCUUGAGAGUGAUGCUAGAAGGAGAACAAGAAGAAGAAAGGAAAAGAGAAAAUGAGAAAAAGUUGAAAAAAGAAAGAGAGAAACUAGAAAAACAGCAACGUGAAGUUGAAUCCAUGCUUUUUGGAGAUCCAGAAUUGCCUGCAGACCACCCACUACAGCCGUUUCGCCAAUAUUAUCUGCAAGCUGAACAUUCUUCUCAUGUUCUUGUGCAAAUCAGGCAAGAAUGGGAUCGAUACCUUGUCCCAGGAGAUCAUCCUGAUGGGAGUAGUAUUCCGCAAGGUUGGGUCUUUCCAUGCCCACCUUCAUCAGACGUAUGGGGAACUGCACUCAAACAGAAUGAGAGUUGAUGUUGUUCUCUUCAGCCUGAGCUAUUUUGUUAAAGAUUAGUAUCUGUUUUAUAAUAAAUAGAUGUGCAUUUACCUCAUUUAGAGUCUGUGACUGUUUGAUACUAUAUGAAAUUCAUAAAACUGAUGGCUUUGCAAGCAAAGGUGGUACAAAACAAGUCUCCCGAGGUGCUUUAUGAUGCUGUAGGUCUCUAAGUGAUCAGCAGUUAUGAAGCCGUGUCACUAAAGCAGCUGUGCCAAGUAAGAAAUGCGGUAAAACUCAGAUAAUCUGUUAUCUGAUCAUUCAGAAGUGCUGAUGGUGUGGCAUCUGGCUGACCAGGUAACAUUUACCACACUCUAACUGGCCAGGGGCCUGGUUCCUGUGCUCCCUACCACUUACUGGGGCCCUGUAUCCCAUGCACACUUUAAACUUACCUGGUUCACUGGGAAGUUUACAGUAUUACUGUAUUACAUCUGAACAAGUGAAUUAAAAAUGUGUUGAGCUAUUAAUAUUAACAAUAUAUAAUGGUCCAGAAAAUUUGCUAAUCCAGCACCACCAAUGUCCUGAGCAUGCUGGAUUAUUGGAGUUUUACUGUGUAUGAAACUUAUAACUAGUUGAAUAA